AUGGCUUCCAAAAAUUCAGUUCAUCUCGCCACUUUGGUCACCAAUAUCAAAAAUUGUAUCCCAAUCACUCUUAAUGAAGAUGCUCAUCAAUAUAACACAUGGUCUACUAUCUUUCACCUUCAUUGUCGUGCUCACCUUCUUCUUGACCAUAUUGUUUUCGAUGACAAAAAUCCAUCAUCUACAAAUGUUUCUUGGCAACGUUUUGAUGAUAUCAUGCGCACUUGGAUCUACGUUAAUAUUUUUGUUGAACUUAUUAAGUCCAUUCUUUCUCCUACCGACAAGGCCAUAGACACGUGGAAUCGGUUGGUUAACAGAUUUCAGAAUCACAAAACUACUCGAGUUUUGACUCUUGAAUCCCAAUUUAAUUCUAUUCAUCUAUCUCGAUUCUUUUUGUCGUCUCUCUUACAAGUUCUCCCUGGGCUUACCGAAGACUAUAGUUCUUUUCGGUCCAUUGUUCAACAUAUAAAUCCACAUCCUGAUUUUGACGCAAUUUCAUCCAUGAUUGAAUUGGAGGAGCAAACCCACAACAGAGAAGUUCCUCUUAAUGACACAGCUCUCUUGGUUUCUGAUUCCCUGCCUGCCACGUCAUCAUUGACGGAAAGCCACCAAUCAUCUCACUCCGGCAGCCGCGGCCGCCGCAACAAUCGUAGAGGAGGCAAAGGAUCUCGACAAUCUUCCAGUGGUCACUCGUCCCAACAUUCACAAACUGGUAGGUAUUCUAACUUUGGGCCACGUCAUUCUAAUGCCCUGUCCAACAACUUUCCACAAUGGGCUUAUCCUCCUUGA
Molecule: messenger RNA, 786 nt
Organism: Amaranthus tricolor (Joseph's coat)
Lineage: Eukaryota; Viridiplantae; Streptophyta; Magnoliopsida; Caryophyllales; Amaranthaceae
Exons: 2
Coding region: 1-786 (261 amino acids)
Source: RefSeq, a predicted model, not a curated record